This is a messenger RNA of Ambispora leptoticha, 2187 nucleotides long. Lineage: Eukaryota; Fungi; Glomeromycota; Glomeromycetes; Archaeosporales; Ambisporaceae. The record is from the annotation of a GenBank genome assembly.
AUGUCUUCCAAAAGUGGACAAGGUAAAAAUAAGAAGAGCCAUCUUACAAAGUAUAAAAAUUAUACCGACAACGAUUUCCUAGAAAAAAAUUCGGAUAAACAAAAAAGAAAGAGACAAGACAAAGAGAAAUUCGUGGAAAAUGGCUCAGAUAAAUUCAAGAAAAAUAAAAUUAAGCAUAUUGAUCUGAUAAGUGAUGAUUCUGACACGGAACAUUCCGACCCAAUAAUAACAAACAAGAAGAUUCAAAAAUCAGGAAGUAGUCAAACGAAGGUCAAAAAGGAUGAUAAAUCAAAGAAAAAAAAUUUUUUUCCAAUCUUUGACAUUAUCUCAACGGAUGAGGAAUUUGAUUCAGAACCUUUUCUAGAUAUGAAAAAGGAAAAGUCAGGAAAGAGCAUAAAGAAAAUUAAAAAGGAUAGUAGUUCAAAGAAAAAGGUUUCAACUAAAAUCUUUGAGAGUAUCUCGAGUGAUGAUGAGGCGCAUAAAGAAAUAGCGGAUCCUCCAAACGAUUCAAAAAAGAGAAAGAAAGAGGGAAAAAAAAUAAUAGAUUUGACAAAACAAGAAGAGAAACCGGACAAUACAACCAAGAAAUCAUCUAAAGGAAAAAAGGUCGAAGAAUAUUUCUCAGGACCUGAUCUCUCAGAUGACUACACAGAAAAAGUGUCGAAAAAGUCCAAAAAAUCUGAAGUCUCGGUACAAAUUGAACAUGUGGAAAUGAAUGUUAAAAAAGGUACCAAAACAUCAAAAACAUCUUCUAAUCUUGAGACAUCCAGACAGAGUGUAUCCAACACAUUAAAUAAUUCUCAAUCAACAUCCUCUAAAGUCAAUUCUCGUUUGAAUCAUCAUCCUUAUUCUGACGAGAGUAAAUCAACAUCCAAUUCUAGUGCCCCCGAUUAUUACCAACAACAUAGAAUUGAAAUAAGCGGCGAUCGUACAUAUGAUCCAAUUACCUCUUUUGAUCAAAUUGAUGUUGAUGAAGAUACAAGAAAUUAUUUAUUGAAUUUCAAGAAGCCAACACCCAUCCAAGCGAGUUGUUGGCCAAUUUGUCUCAGUGGAAGAGAUGUAAUUGGAAUAGCCGAAACUGGAUCGGGAAAAACAUUGGCAUUUACUAUACCAGCUAUCAAACAUGUUAAAAAAAAUUCUUCCUUCAAGAAAAGUUCGCCAAAUCCAUUAAUUCUCAUACUUGCGCCAACUCGUGAAUUAGCCAUGCAAAUUCAGGAGCAAAUCGAAGAAAUUGAUUCGGUGUCGUGUGGCAAAAGCUUAUGUGUGUAUGGUGGUGUUCCUAAAGAACCACAAAGAAAGGAUCUUCGUAAAGGAACAAAAGUUAUAGUUGCUACCCCCGGUAGACUUAUUGAUUUUAUUGACGAAGGUAGUUGUGACAUCAGCAAUGUCUCAUAUCUUGUACUUGAUGAAGCCGAUCGUAUGCUUGAUAUUGGAUUUGAAAAAGAUAUUAGAAAAAUAAUUUCCAAAACAAAUUCGAAACGGCAAACUUUAAUGUUUUCCGCUACUUGGCCAGAUUCUGUGCGAAAACUCGCUGAAGACUUUUUGAAAGAUCCUGUUAAAGUUAACAUUGGCUCAUCUGAACUGGCCGCCAACAACGAUGUCACCCAAAUAGUUGAAAUUUUAUCAAACCCGAACGAAAAAGAAAAACGUCUAGUUCAACUUUUGAAAGAGUAUCAUGGCAACAGGAGCAAUCGCGUUUUAGUCUUUGUUCUUUACAAGAAAGAAGCAACACGAAUUGAAAAUUUUCUCACAUAUAGUGGCUUUGAGGUUCAAUCCAUUCAUGGGGAUAAAGGUCAAUUUCAACGUACAGAAGCUCUACGAGCCUUUAAAGAUGGGACAUAUCCAUUACUGGUCGCUACGGAUGUUGCAGCAAGAGGACUUGACAUUCCGGAUGUUGAGUAUGUGAUAAACUAUACUUUCCCUUUGACCAUAGAAGACUAUGUUCAUCGAAUUGGACGAACAGGACGUGCUGGUGCCAAGGGAACUUCCCAUACCUUCUUCACAGUCCAUGAUAAAAGCCAUUCAGGUGAAUUGAUAAAUAUAUUGAAAAAAGCAAAACAGAAUGUCCCAGAAGCAUUACUUAAUUUUGGCGGAACUGUAAAGAAGAAGGAACACAAAGUGUACGGCGCUUUUUAUAAGGACAUUGAUCCUUCUGCGAAGCCGAAAAAAAUCAUUUUCGAUGAUUAA